AUGGAGGAGGAGGAGGAGGAGGGAGAACGCCCCUGGACGACGGUUCGGCGUCAAAGGGGGCGCGGGACCCAGUACCAGGUAGAACCCAGACCUCACUUUGGUGGGGAAACUCCGUGGCCCAAAAGAACGAGGGGCCCCUCGUAUGCCGAAGUCACAGCCGGCACCCGCCGUCCCCCUCCACCUUCCUUUCGGCGCGGCGAGAUGGAGGACCAGAGGGGACAGCGGAACCGAAGCAGAGGCCGAAAUGGACCGGUAAACAUUCUCCCCCUCAUUACUACUUCCACAAUUUAUUUCAAUUACUUCAUUAAAAAUAAUUACAAACAAAAGGUCAACCCCAAUCAACCCUACCAGGACAUACGGAUCAUUACAGCCUUCAGAAAGAACAAGAAUCUUAAAGACCACCUCGUCCGCGCCAUCAUUCCCAAACAAUAUCCGGACAAAAGAGAAAUCAAUCACAACUACUUCAAACAACAACAUUGGAUUAAGAAUCACUGGACUGGAGAAAUAUUUCGGACACCCAUACAUGGCAAUAUUGACACUACAAACUGUAUUUAUGUAAUUCUGUGCAAUAACUGUAAUUUAAAAUAUGUAGGGGACACAGGGCGCACCGUCAGAGCCAGAAUCUACACACACAAACAAAACAUCAUCCACAAGAAAAACACACAGACACCUCGUCAAACACAUCCUGUCACAUGGGUGGGAGGCCAUCAAGGUUUCCAUUCUUCAGUCAAACCCCCAUUGGACCAUCAAACAAAGAAAAUACAACGAAAGACUCUGGAUCACAAAACUCAAAACCACUUACCCCCAUGGCCUUAA
This is a messenger RNA of Menidia menidia (Atlantic silverside), 816 nucleotides long. The record is from the annotation of a GenBank genome assembly. Lineage: Eukaryota; Metazoa; Chordata; Actinopteri; Atheriniformes; Atherinopsidae.